GCAAUGCCAGGCUUGCAAAAACUGUCUGAUGCUGAAUGUUUCUACAUCAUAUUAAACAGCCAUUGCCAAGGGGUGGAAGUUGCAUACCUACCAGCUGCUUCCAUUUUCAUAUCUGGUCAAGGGUAAAUAGGCACUGAGGAGUGGCAUUCCCAGUAGCUGCAUGACAGGUGAUGGAGGGAGAUGUCUGAACCAAAUAUUGGCUUACCUGAUCAAGUAGUUGGCAACCCUGCCUAUGGCAGGGGGGUUGGAGUUCUAGGAUUUUUAAAGUCCUUUCCAAUCUAAGCCAUUCAAUGACUGCCUCCCUCCCCCCUGUGUUUCCUGCCCCUAUCACAAGGGCUGCCUGUUGGAGAUUGGGACUGAAUAAUAUCACUUCUGUAUUUUUCAGUGUUUCCGUGCCAAAUGUCUCCACCGUUUGUUUGGAUACCCAAUAUCCUGGGUGUUUCUUGACAUGCAUCCAUCUGUGGCCCAAUGUGCCAUCCUUGGGGCUGCUUUGCCUGCUUGCCAUGCUCUUCCCUGGUCUUACUCACCUCACGCAGCAGAAAACUGUCCCUUCUUCUGGAUGAACUAAUAGAUUGACUUUGUGGAGUCCUGUAGAGUUUUUCCUGGCUUUUGGAUCUAGGGAAAAGUGAGUAGCAGGAAAACAGUCAGAGAAGUAAAGAAACCAGCAGAAAGUAAACAUGAUUUAUGGCAACAACAGAACUAUUAUCAGAUGAGUUUGUGCAGUCAUCUGUGGAAUCUGUCUAAAUAAUAACGGAGUGUUUUAGCACUGAGCGUGGUGUCAUUUUAAAUAAUUGAAAAUGCCAUGCUUUAAUGCACUAAUGUAAAACAGAUUUUAUCAUUUCUUAAUAUGUUAAUGUUUUCCUGUCUUUCAGGCUGAAGGUGGCCCUUUGUAAGGGUUAAUCAUCCGUCAAAUAUUUAAUAAUUGUUUGUUCAGAAAAUUUCCUGCAUUGUUCAUGGAGUUUUUCAUCAGUAUGUCUGAAACCAUUAAAUAUAAUGAUGACGAUCACAAAACUGUGUUCUUGAAAACAUUAAAUGAACAACGUUUGGAAGGAGAAUUUUGUGACAUAGCUAUCGUGGUUGAAGAUGUUAAAUUCCGAGCACAUAGGUGUGUGCUUGCUGCCUGCAGUACCUACUUCAAAAAGCUUUUCAAAAAACUAGAGGUUGAUAGUUCCUCAGUAAUCGAAAUAGAUUUUCUUCGUUCUGAUAUUUUUGAGGAAGUUCUUAAUUACAUGUACACCGCAAAGAUUUCUGUUAAGAAGGAAGAUGUAAAUUUGAUGAUGUCUUCAGGCCAGAUUCUUGGUAUUCGUUUUCUGGAUAAACUCUGCUCUCAAAAACGUGAUGUAUCGAGUCCUGAAGAGAACACACAGUCCAAGAGCAAGUACUGUCUGAAAAUAAACCGUCCUAUUGGGGAACCUAAUGAUACCCAGGAUGAUGAGGUAGAAGAGAUUGGAGAUCACGAUGACAGUCCAUCAGAUGUGACAGUGGAAGGAACUCCCCCCAGUCAGGAAGAUGGGAAAUCACCAACCACUACCCUGAGAGUUCAGGAGGCGAUUCUGAAGGAGUUGGGAAGUGAAGAGGUUCGAAAGGUAAACUGCUAUGGCCAAGAAGUGGAGCCUAUGGAAACAACGGAGUCAAAAGACUUAGGAUCUCAAACCCCCCAGGCUUUGACAUUUAAUGAUGGCAUAAGUGAAGUGAAAGAUGAACAGACGCCAGGCUGGACGACAGCAGCUGGGGAUAUGAAGUUUGAAUAUCUGCUUUAUGGUCAUAGGGAACACAUUGUAUGUCAGGCUUGUGGUAAGACCUUUUCUGAUGAGGCACGACUGAGAAAACAUGAAAAGCUACACACUGCUGAUAGACCAUUUGUUUGUGAAAUGUGUACAAAGGGCUUUACCACACAAGCUCAUUUGAAAGAGCAUCUGAAAAUACACACAGGUUACAAGCCUUACAGUUGCGAGGUAUGUGGAAAGUCUUUUAUUCGUGCACCGGACUUAAAAAAGCAUGAAAGAGUUCACAGUAAUGAGAGGCCAUUUGCAUGCCACAUGUGCGAUAAAGCUUUCAAGCACAAGUCCCACCUCAAAGACCAUGAAAGAAGACACCGGGGAGAGAAACCUUUUGUCUGCAGUUCCUGCACUAAAGCAUUUGCUAAAGCAUCAGAUCUAAAGAGGCAUGAGAACAAUAUGCACAGCGAAAGAAAACAAGUUACUACAGCCAAUUCCAUCCAGAGUGAAACAGAACAGUUACAGGCAGCAGCUAUGGCUGCUGAAGCAGAGCAGCAAUUAGAAACUAUAGCUUGUAGUUAAAAAAACAAAAAAC
This is a messenger RNA of Lagopus muta (rock ptarmigan), 2313 nucleotides long. RefSeq names its product zinc finger and BTB domain containing 14 (gene ZBTB14). The transcript has 2 exons. The record is from RefSeq and is a predicted model, not a curated record. Lineage: Eukaryota; Metazoa; Chordata; Aves; Galliformes; Phasianidae. Gene Ontology annotation, cellular component: nucleus. Gene Ontology annotation, biological process: regulation of transcription by RNA polymerase II. Gene Ontology annotation, molecular function: DNA-binding transcription factor activity, RNA polymerase II-specific; RNA polymerase II cis-regulatory region sequence-specific DNA binding; protein binding. The coding region runs from base 954 to 2300 and encodes 448 amino acids.